Molecule: messenger RNA, 585 nt
Organism: Hydra vulgaris (swiftwater hydra)
Lineage: Eukaryota; Metazoa; Cnidaria; Hydrozoa; Anthoathecata; Hydridae
Source: RefSeq, a predicted model, not a curated record
AUGCCAAGACCAAUGCCAACCAACUUAAACAUCUUGGGUUACAAUAUAAGAACCAAGCACAACGGCCAAGAAAAACAACACAACAACGAAAAAACGCAACAACAGUCCACAAAAGAAGAUCCUACAACUCAAAACUUCCAACAACUUAUAAAUCAAGAAAAUCCAGAGGAUAAAACAAAUGAAGAAAACAACGAAACAAAUAAAACAAACGUUAUCAAAAUCGAAGCAAAAGAUAAAAAAGAAGAAAAAAAACAACAAACCAUACCAACAAACGAAACCCAUCAAGAAACAACUAAAGAAGAAGAAAGGAAGAAACAGCUGACAAGAAGGAAAGAUUUCUACUUUGGAAAAGCGACGACGGACGAAGAAGCAGAAGAACAAGGUAACACGAAAGAUACAGAACAAGAGGAAGAAGCGGAAGAAAGUAGUCGAUCAGAAGAAGCGAGCGAAAGUAAAGAAGAAAAAAUGGAAGAAGCGUGGCAAAAAACCAUAUUUAAACGAAGCGCACCUCCACCGACACCACACAAAAACGAAAGAAAAAAAAGGAUAGAAGCGAAGAACGAAAAAUCAAUGUGGCUGGCUUAA